Dromaius novaehollandiae (emu) is the source of this 2764-nucleotide messenger RNA. It is a transcript of the gene PLEKHG7, whose product is annotated as pleckstrin homology and RhoGEF domain containing G7. Bases 167 to 2455 code for a protein of 762 amino acids. Gene Ontology annotation, biological process: Rho protein signal transduction. Gene Ontology annotation, molecular function: guanyl-nucleotide exchange factor activity. NCBI's taxonomy places the organism in Eukaryota, Metazoa, Chordata, Aves, Casuariiformes, Dromaiidae. The record is from RefSeq and is a predicted model, not a curated record. The transcript has 17 exons.
CUUUAAAAGAGAAAACACUCUCUCUGCUGCCAAGCCGAAUACGCAGUUAGGCAAGUAAUUCUUUGAAAAUUUGACUUAAUUGUAUGUGCAAAGGAUGUGACACACUGGAAGUCGAUAAAUCUUCACCUGGCUAAUGUGCUAUAAAUCUUUAUGGUGCAAGUAAAGAAUGCAACAACAAAGUUCUGAUUAUUCUCUGGACCUGGGCAAAGAAACGUGCAUCAACGUGGCACUUCUGAAUAGGGAAACUGAGCUUCGUGAAGGUUUGUCUGGAAGCAGCAGCCCAGAAGAUGUCGUCUUCAGCCCCUGUGAAAUGCAGGCAAUAUCAGUUUGUAUGGAUGUUACCAUGCCCCCAGGUGACUGCAUCCACAGAAGAAGUUACACUGAGUCUUCACUUUUGCUGAAGCUUCCCACAGAGGAGCGCACUGGCAGCUACCAUGCACCUUUCCAGUUUGACCGGCAUGCUCUGGCCCGAAUUUCCACCUCUCCGACUUUAAGGCGUCUAAGGAUGGCCUCUGCCUCACAAGCACUGUCAUUUCAGGACAGAGCUCUCAUGAGCUCUGACACAGCUCAGCUGGGGAAUCAAAAGGAAUACACCAGCUCGCUCCACCACAUCUGUAAAAGUCCGCCACGGUGCACUAAGUCUUCCUCACUGUCAUUUCCUUCCUGCGUCCAUGCAAAAUUACUGUCUUCCAAAGCAAAGACUGAAACAACCAUAGCAGAUCUGGAGUCUGCUGGCCCCAGAUCAAGGCUGUCAAGCCAAAAAGAUCCUCUCAGCAAUGGGAAUCCAGAAGCAACACUCCAACACUCGCGGAAAGUCAGCUCUGCUACUCUGCCGGAGAGACUUCCCCAUCCCAGCCCUAGGCAGCAGGAAGGCGUCCAGAAGAGCGGCCAGCCUAUAAAAAGAUCAGCUGAUCGCAGGCGCAGUUCUGUCGUGGUGAGUCUGCCCGGACUUGAGGUGUUCCCUGGAGACCUCCUCGUCUCGGACGGUGCCGUGGACCAUCUGCCCCCGGCAGCCCUGCUGUUGAACGCAGAGUCCAAAAAGCCAAGGUGGCCAUUUGCCAAAAGAGGAGUUGGUAAGGACAAACAGAAACAAACAUCUGAUCUGGAAAACUGUCUUUCAACUAUUAAGAUCAUAGAUUGCAGCACAUACGAAUUUUGCCUUUUUAAGAGUAAAUCUUGGCAGGAGUUUAUAAAGGCUCAAGAGACUGAGCAGAAAGAUGCCGACAGCCGAUUAGAAGUGAAGAAAGAAGAAGCCAUGUGGGAACUGUUCACAAGUGAAUGCACUUACUUUCUGGAUCAUUUGCUGGUUCUCAAGAUGAUAUUUAUGAACACGCUCAAAUACCUGCAGAGUAAUGAAUUUCUCUUGGAUGUGGAUUUGUGGAGACUUUUCGCAAACUUAGAGGAGUUGAACAAGAUGAGUCUCAGUUUUGUAAGCAGUUUUUUUGAAACUGUGCAGGAGCAGGUCAACAACUCAGAAUCGUCUAUGGAUUUCAUCUCCAUACUCAGAAAGUAUUUCCAGGGUGACCUGUGUCAGACACAUCAGAUUUAUUGCCUUAAUUACUCCUCUGCUGUCUUCUACUUGGAGAACCUGAGACAGAGAGAAGAUUUUGGAAUCUACCUGAAAUGGUGUGAGCGGAACAAACAGUGCAAGAGACUACAUCUUCCAGAGCUGCUGGUCGCUCCUCUACAUCGACUGACCCGCUAUCCCCUCAUCCUUAACAACAUCUGGAAGAGGUGCACAGAUGAAACAGAAAAAGGCUUUAUCUGGUCGGUUAAAGAAAAGGUGGAAAAAUCGAUACGGGAUCUGGAAGGUAAAGUCAAAUGGUUGGACAACUUUCAGAAAUUCAGGCAGCUGCAUGAGGUCAUAUUUUGGCCUCAAGUUUGGGAUCGUGACAAGAGAUUCUUUAUUCCAGAGUGUUUGAAACAAAGCUUAAGAGAAACCAGCAGUGAAAACAUUUUGUCUUCAACGAACAGACUUCUUCUUCAUGAAGGGAGGUUAACACUAGCAGAAAGUACAAGACUCCUUGAUGUCUACCUCUUCCUAUUUGAUGAUUUCCUAUUAAUUACCAAAAUUAAACGUAAUAAAAAGAAACAUGGGGGCUCAGACACAGGCUUAAUCCCUGUCUGUCCUCCCCUCGCUCCGGAGCUGCAGUCGCUCAUAAGAGAAGGUGGGUUUUGUACAGUCCUAGACCAGCCCAUCCCGCUAGACAGACUGAUACUGAGAAACAUCGAUCCCUUCAAUGUAACAGUCUUCAGCCUGCGAAAUGCUUUCCUAAUACAGCAUGAAAAUAGGUAUCAGCAGUGCAUAGCAGUCUUCUUGCUACAAGCACAAACAGAGACUGCCAAGAAAACAUGGAUAUCACAGAUAGAAACUGCAAUCUCCAAUUACACUAAACAACACGAAACCAAGAAAAGAACUGCUUUCUGCUUCCCAACUGAAUCCUCUGAAAUUUAAUGUCAGCACAACACUGACAGACCCAGCGAAAGACUGUUGUGGAGAUAACACAGUUAUUCCUUAAGUUUCUGAAAGCUACAGACUUCUGACUUGACUAGACAGCAGUGGUGAAUUUUGGUCACAGGAUCUAGGAAUAAAUUGGAGGUGGGCAAAUGAGGCACACAACAAAUGAAUCACUCUCGGACGCUUUUUUUGCUUCAGCUAGAGAAAGGCUCUUGCCAUCCAGAUAAGUUUUAACACAGCUUGUUGUUUCCUAGAAGGCAGGACAGCGAAAAACCUCUGUUAGCAAGGGGAACACAUUCACCAGAG